Molecule: messenger RNA, 2405 nt
Organism: Mytilus trossulus (common blue mussel)
Lineage: Eukaryota; Metazoa; Mollusca; Bivalvia; Mytilida; Mytilidae
Exons: 5
Coding region: 316-2310 (664 amino acids)
Source: RefSeq, a predicted model, not a curated record
UGUUUUGCAGUAACAAAUUUACAUUAACCGUCCUUUAUCCUUGUUUAAGUGUUUUAAAAAUAGCACAGACAUGUGAUAGUAUACUUCGGGCAAUUCACUUUAUAAAGUACAACAAUCAAUGCAUGGUAGUUUUGUGACAUUUUAAAACCAAAAGAAUCUAAAAUGAUGUAUGAAAUAGGGUAUUAUAAUAAAUGUUUGAAAGCUUUUCAAAACUACAGAUUCAGCAUAUUUUUUAAUGGAAUAUUUAAAUUCAAACAAUGAUCAGUUGUCCUAAUCUAUUGUAGGCAUACAUUUAGAGAAAAACUUAUUAAAACGAUGAAUCAGGACGAAGAAAACCUGUGUAAACUUGUAUUACUUAUAGUAAAUAUUGCUAUGAACGUUAUAAGGAAAGUAAUUAGUUGUAAAUUACUUAACAGUGAAGAAAACUUCAUUAUCUAUUUGCAAAAUAACAUGCAUAUGUUAUUUCAUGCUUGGCAUAACAAUAAAAAAUGCUGCGAAUGCCAUAAAAAUAAAUAUAACUAUUCGGAAAGCAUGCUUACAGGAGAUCAGUUCCGUCUGAUGUUUAAUAUCGGAAUACAAAUGAAUAAAGAACAUAAACAUGCGAACAAUAACAAAAUUUAUUGUUUGAACAAGAUAUCAGUUCGGGAAGAUGCUUCCCUCGAUAAUCUAGAUCUUACAUUAGUUAACUGUCUCCUUAUUUGUACAUGUACACCUGAAUUAGUAAGGGAUACUGUCGAAAGGUGUUCUAUUUUGGACUGGACGAAAAACAUUAAAGAUUCACGUAAUGAGAUAUUUCAUUUAGCAAAUUCUAAAUGUUUACCUACUGAGGAGUUCAAACAUAAAUGGACAAAAAUUGAAGGAGCUGUUUGUGGUCUUGCGGGACUAGUAAGCAGUCAAUACAGUGAUGGAAUUAAAGAGGAAAUAAAGACUUUAAAAGCCAAACAUGUGACAAAUUGUCAAAACGAACUAACAGAAAUAUUAGUUCAGUGCAAACAUGACAUAAACCUACUUCUUCAUCAACAAUACGAGAAAAGAUUUAAUGACAAAUUAAAGAGAUCUGGAAUCCAGCAACUCGAUGAUAUAAGACAACAAUGGACGACAAUAUACAAACGAGAACAAAUCUGUGCCAAAACAGGUGGGAUCAACAUCAAUAUUGUAGACACAUCAAAUAUAAAGGAAGAUGUUGCUAAAGAAAACAAGUCAGUAGAAGUACUUUUACGCGUUCAGACGCCUUCAGAAUGGGACGAGGAUACCAUGAUCGAGACUAUACGACGUAUGUGUGAUGAGAUAAAUAAAGGUGGGAACAUCAUCAUUAAGGAGACAACCCUGGAACAAUUCAUCCUGGUAGUUGAAAUGUUAAUUGACACACUAAGCAAACGUCAAAACUUGAAAGAUGAAAUAGAAAUGUUUUUCCGGAAAAUAUUUGAACAGUGCAAUAUUGAUACCAGUCAAUCGGACACAGUAAACGUUUCUAUUGAAUCCAUUAAUGAAAUUCAAAGUCCGGUACCAUCUGUUUUUGAACUAGCUUUGAUAAAGAGCCUGGCAGUUCAAAAAAGACAAAACGCGUUCUUUACCAGCUGUGCAGUGUGGUCUGACAAUCAUUAUAUUUUCAUUGAUAGCAACAACAUGUGUCUUAUUAUGUGCAAUCACCAAACUGGAGCUACUGAGGAAAUUGAACUGAGAAACACACCAUUUAGUAUGGCGAUUAUUGAUAGCAACAACGUGGCCAUUUCCUUCCCAGAAAAGCAAGAAAUUGCAAUUCUAAAUUUAAGUACCAUUAGCAAACAUGGACCGACAAAGUUUAAAAAGGUUAAUGGUAAAUGCUAUACUCUUACAAAAUAUGAUGACAACACAUUAUUUGUGUACAUACAGGGUACUGGAAUAUAUUCUUAUAACAUGUCAAAGGACGAAUUUAUAUCACUUGAUAUAAAAAUUCCAUCGUUUGUCCCACAUUCCGACGAAAUUUGUGCUCGAAACAACCGUCUUUUUCAUACUAGCCGGUCUAGUGGCUCCGUAUUCUGUUAUGAAAUCAAUGGUAGUAUUUUGAUGUGGAAAUUUGAAAGCGAUUUAAAAAGACCUACGGCGUUGACGUGCGAUACAUUUGGUAAUGUUUAUGUUACCGAUUAUACGUCUCACCAACUUUACUUCAUUUCAGCUGAUGGUCAGUCCCACAAAUCGCUUUUGAGUAAGAAAGACAAGCUAUGGCUACCAACUUUUGUAUAUUUUUGUGAGAAAAGAAAUUGUAUAUUGAUUGUUAAUAGGGAUAACGGGCAUGCUGCAAGUUACAUAAUUAAGUAUGCAAAAAUAUAAAAAAGAAUUGUACAUCAUAUUUUGCUAUUCUUCAACUCAAACAAUUUAUUUGUUAUUUGUUUCUGUUUUGUUUUAUAAUAAAUGAUUAGCUUUGA